Messenger RNA from Bursaphelenchus okinawaensis, 516 nucleotides. The record is from the annotation of a GenBank genome assembly. Lineage: Eukaryota; Metazoa; Nematoda; Chromadorea; Rhabditida; Aphelenchoididae.
AUGCUUUUCCGUCGAGUAUUCACUAGUGGACUAAACGCAGUUAGAUCUUUUUCCGUUUCGAGACAGCUACUUGGAAACCUGAGCCCUGAACUUAAAACAAAGAUUCAAGGACUGGUAGAGCAAGGAGAUGUUGUGUUAUUCAUGAAAGGUUCUCCAGAUCAACCCAUGUGUGGAUUCUCCAAAACCGCAAAAAUGGUAGGUGGUGUUGUUAGAAUAAAAUAAUGUAUAUAGUAAUUUUAUUAUUCUUUAAAUUACCUGUCUAUCCAUUUCCAACCUUUGCAGAUUUUGGAGUUCCAUCAGAUCCCUUUCAAAUCAGUAAACGUGUUGGCUGAUGAAGACGUUCGGGAAGGCAUCAAGGAGUUCAGUGACUGGCCUACGAUUCCUCAACUUUAUGUUAAAGGACAGUUCGUUGGGGGAUCCGACAUUCUUCUCCAGAUGCACAAAGACGGGGAAAUUACCCAAGUCUUCGAAGAUAACGGAAUAAAGAGCAAAUUCUCAGAUCAGGAUAAAAUAUAA